This is a messenger RNA of Erigeron canadensis, 1568 nucleotides long. Its product is annotated as RNA-binding KH domain-containing protein PEPPER-like. Gene Ontology annotation, biological process: regulation of gene expression. The record is from RefSeq and is a predicted model, not a curated record. Gene Ontology annotation, cellular component: cytoplasm; nucleus. The transcript has 6 exons. Bases 136 to 1470 code for a protein of 444 amino acids. NCBI's taxonomy places the organism in Eukaryota, Viridiplantae, Streptophyta, Magnoliopsida, Asterales, Asteraceae. Gene Ontology annotation, molecular function: mRNA binding.
AAAAAACAACAAAAACAAAGACUUCACUUCCGAUUCCAUCUUCAUAGAUCACCUCACUUUCGUCAAACCCAAACCCUCUUCUCCAAUCAAAACCCUAACCCUGUAAAACACACAUACACACACACACACACACUAAUGGCUUCCGUAACCAACGGCACCGUAACAGAACCUCCUAAACCGGAAACCGUUGUAGAAACUGUAACAGACCCGCCUCCGGCCACCGCAGAUUUGACCCCCAAAUGGCCCGGUUGGCCCGGUGAAUGCGUUUUCCGGCUUAUAGUUCCGGUUCUGAAAGUGGGUAGUAUAAUUGGAAGAAAAGGGGAUAUAAUUAAAAAGAUGUGUGAAGAUACGAAAGCCCGAAUUCGUGUUCUUGAUGCCCCUCUCGGUACCCCUGAUCGCAUUGUUUUGGUGUCUGGUAAAGAAGAAACAGAGCUACCUCUCUCACCUGCAAUGGAUGCUGCAAUUAGAAUAUUCAAACGCAUUAAUGGCUUUCCAGAGAAUGAGGGUGAGAGUAUAGCAUCUGUUCCAUUUUGCUCAAUCAGAUUGUUGGUGCCGUCGAUGCAAGCCAUAAGUCUGAUCGGAAAACAAGGAUCAUUAAUCAAGUCAAUUCAGGAGAGCACUGGUUGUUCUGUGCGGGUACUCUCAGGGGAUGAGGUGUCGGCAAUAUCUUCCAACCCAGACGAGAGGAUUGUGGAUAUGCAGGGAGAAGCUAUCAAGGUUCUGAAAGCUCUAGAAGCUGUGGUGGGACACCUGAGGAAGUUUUUGGUAGAUCGUAGUGUUCUUCCUCUGUUUGAAAAGCCUAACGAUGUAGCAGCCACCCCUGCCACGCAAGAACCCCAAGUGGAGCCAUCAUGGGCUGACAAACCCAUGAUGCGGAGCUCACAGCCCAGCGUAGGCGGUGCAGCUGAUUAUUCUCUUCCAUUGAGGAGAGAGACACUAUUUCCGGACCGUGAAUUGCAACGAGAAUCACAUCUCACAUCCCAUGGCCUGUCUUUAUAUGGCCGUGAUCCUGGACUAUCCACUACACGAUCUCCUGCAAUUCCUCGUACUGGCGGUCCUAUUGUCACCCAGAUGUCUCAGACCAUGCAAAUACCACUAAUAUAUGCUGAGGAUAUUAUUGGAGUUGGAGGGACAAAUAUUGCAUAUAUUCGCCGGACAAGUGGUGCAAUUCUUACUGUGCAAGAGAGCAGAGGUUUACCAGAUGAAAUUACAGUUGAAAUAAAAGGGACAACCACACAAGUUCAGACCGCUCAGCAACUAAUUCAUGAUUGUGUCGAUGGUCACAAAGAAUCGUCAAAUCCAAGCAGCUAUGGCAUGUUGGACUCGGGUUUGAGGUCUUCCUUCUCUCAAUUGGGGAAUUCAUUGUACCCAGCAUCAUCAACAUCUACUUAUGGAGGACAAUCGUAUGGCGGAUAUGGAGCCCCCGGUUUAGGAGGAAGUUUAGGAGGAUACAGUAGUUACAGGAUGUAAAAUGUACGCGAUUGAUACAUCCAACAUAUUUGAAGCUUUGCUUUCUAAAACUCUGUUUUAAAUGUACUAUUACUAUUAAAGCUUCAGUUAGUUGCUCA